Molecule: messenger RNA, 1483 nt
Organism: Paramecium octaurelia
Lineage: Eukaryota; Ciliophora; Oligohymenophorea; Peniculida; Parameciidae
Source: the annotation of a GenBank genome assembly
UAAAAGAAAUCUAUAUUAAUGGGAACUCAAUAAUAAAAAGCACCUCAAACUAAAUAGAUAACUCAAUUCUAAAUUGAAAUUGCCUGCCUAAAAGUAUGUUUUUCUUUAAUUUCAGGUUAAAGGCUAUGUGGAAUUAAACCGAGAUAGACGAACCAAUUAAGCACUAAUGAAAGAAAAGGCUUUAAAUGAGAUGUUGCGUAGUCCUACUAGAAUCAUGGCAGAAGAGUAUCAGAAGUUCCAAUAAUUGGUUCUGGAUGUUAGAUUUUUGGAGACUUGUAACACUGUCGUAAGGUAUACUAAUCUCAUAUUAUUUUAGAUACUGUGAUAUUGUUAAGGAUUAAUCAAUCCGAAUCUUUAAAUGUGGAGGAGAUCCAUCUAAAAUAGCUGACAUCAUGCCAUACAUAGAAACUAUCGUCUUUGCCGCUGAUAAUUUGAACUUAGAGCAAGUAAUGGAAUUUAAAGAUUUGAUGAUAUUCUAUUUUGGACCUGGUUUCAAUGACACUAAUAGAUUAUUAAAUGUUGAUCAAAAAAUCAAAUAACUCUAUAGAACUCCUCUGCCUGACGCAUAUGAAGUUAAUGAGUUUGCAAUAAAGUUUGCAGAAAAAUAUGGAUUCAGUGAAGAAUAACUAAAUUCUUCAGGGCAUUAAUUUAGCUCCAAAUUUUAAAGGCCAGCUCAAGGAGGUAUUUUAAUAGAAUAAUAACCUUUUGGAUAAUAAUAAUUUAUGCCACCUUCCAACUAAGGUUUUGGAGUACCUUUUGGAUCUCAUCCAGAACCAUUCCCACAGCCAGCAGGAUAUGGUGAUUUCGGAAUGGGUGGAGGUUUUGGCACCUAACCUUAAGGAGGAUUUGGUAACCAAACAUAAGGAGGUUUUGGCAAUUAACCCUAAGGAGGUUUUGGUAACUCGAAUUAAGGAGGUUUAGGCAAUUAAACUUAAGGAGGCUUUGGUAAUCCUCCUCAAGGAGGUUUUGGUAAUCAACCUUAUUAAGGUUUUGCAACCGCCCCUUAAGGUGGGUUUGGUAAUCAACCUUAAGGAGGUUUUGGUAGCCAACCUUAAGGAGGUUUUGGAACACAAGGAAACUUUGGUGCUUAAAAUUAAGGUGGAUUUGGAACUGCAUAAGGCGGUAAUUAAACAAGUUAAAAUGGAUUUGGAAAUUUAGGUCCGUAACCAGGAUUAUAUAAUUAACCACCUAAUUAAUAUGGUAACCCAUCUAAUGGCGGAUUCGGUUAAACUAAUGGAUCCCCAAAUCCUUAUGCCUGUCUCAAUUAAGGUAUCUUUAUUGUUUAAUAUGUUUAGGUCCACAAAUAAUGGCAAGUUAAAGCAUGAAGGUUCCUUAGACAUAUUAACCUCCUUAAUAACAAUAAUUUCCUUAGACAACACCAGGAAUUUAACCUUAAUAGCCUGUUGAGCAAAAGAGAAAUAAUAAUGAUUAAGCUAUAGAUGAUUUGGAAGCCAGAUUAAGAAAGAUCGAUUAAGGUUUAUGA